GAAAAAGUUGAGCCAGUAGUUUUUCCCGCCAGAGAAAAACAGCUUAAAAAUCACAAACUAACUAAGCCUCACCUGAUUAGUCUGUAAACCAGGGUUUAUUCAAAUAUUUCAAUGAAUCAUUCUUCCAAUAUCAGUAUCAAAUUCUUCAAAACUUGUAUAAAUUCGGGGGAUAUAGAAAAUGCUCGCAAGUUGUUCAACAAAAUUCCUCAACCAGAUAUUCGUUUAUGGACUAUCUUAAUUUCUGCUCAUACAAAACACGGUUUCCCUAAACAAUCAGUCGAAAUAUACUCUGAUUUACUGAAAUGGAAUAUAGAACCCGAUCGAUUGGUUUUGCAGUCGGUAGCCAAGGCAUGUGCAGUGUUGGCAGAUCUUGUCAAAGCUAAAAAGGUUCAUGAAGAUGCAAUUAGAUUCGGAUUUGAAUCAGACCUUUUACUAGGGAAUGCCUUGAUUGAUAUGUAUGGCAAAUGUAGGUUCAUACAAGGUGCAAAAAAGGUUUUCUACGAGUUGUCCACAAGAGAUGUGAUUUCAUGGACUUCACUCUUAUCUUGUUAUAUCAACUGUGGGUUUCCAAGGGAAGCUUUGCGAAUUUUGCGUGAAAUGUGUUUAAGUGGCGUGAAACCUAACACCAUAACAGUGUCUUCUACACUUCCCGCCUGUUCGGAUUUGAAAGACUUGAAUUCUGGUAGAGAGAUUCAUGGGUUUGCAGUGAGAAAUUUAAUGGGAGAUAAUGUCUUUGUGAGUAGUGCGCUAGUUAAUAUGUAUGCUAAUUGUGCAAGCAUAAGAAAUUCAGAGCUUGUUUUUGAGAACAUGUCUCAAAGAGAUAUUGUGUCUUGGAAUGUGAUACUGGCGAGUCAAUUCUCAAACGGAGAAUGCGACAAAGCUCUCAAUUUCUUCCAACAGAUGAUAAACGAGGGGGUUAAGCUGGACUCUGCCUCGUGGAACUCUGUGAUCAGCGGGUGCAUGCAAAAUGGACGAACACAGGAAGCACUUGAACUGUUUGUUCGGAUGCAAGAUUUAGGGUUCAAACCUAACAAUAUUACAGUUGCCAGUGUCUUGCCAGCCUGCACUGAUUUGGAAAGCUUAAGGGGAGGUAGAGAGAUUCAUGGAUAUAGUUACAGACAUCAACAUUUAGAAGAUAUAGUUGUGGGGACUUCUCUAGUUUUCAUGUAUGCAAAAUGUGGCGAGUUGGAUCUUUCGCGAAGAGUGUUCGAUAACCUUCUGCAGAGAGACACUAUUGCAUGGAACACAAUGAUCUUGGCGAACUCAAUGCAUGGUAACGGUGAAGAAGCCUUGUCACUUUUUCACAAAAUGUUGAAUUCAGGGGUUAAGCCUAAUUCCAUUACUUUCACUGGAGUUUUAUCCGGGUGCAGCCAUUCACGGCUUGUUGAUGAAGCCCAGUCAAUUUUGAGUUCAAUGAGUAGGGAUUAUAUGAUUGAACCUGAUGCAGAUCACUAUUCUUGCAUGGUUGAUGUCCUUAGUCGUUCAGGUCAACUAAAAAAGGCGUAUGAGUUCAUCCAGGAAAUGCCAGUACAGCCAACUGCUGGUGCCUGGGGUGCACUGCUAGGAGCUUGUAGGGUAUAUAAAAAUGCAGACUUGGGAAAGAUUGCUGCAAAGCGACUUUUUGAAAUUGAACCUGAGAAUCCAGGGAACUAUGUCUUGUUAUCAAACAUUCUUGUAACUGCAAAACUGUGGGAUGAUGCAUCAGAAAUUAGGGAAAUGAUGAGAGAUAGAGGAAUAUUUAAAAUGCCUGGUUGCAGUUGGAUUCAAGUAAAGAAUAAAGUUUAUACCUUUGUGGCGGGUGAUAAAGAAAACGAUAAGAGUGAUGCAAUCUACAGUUUUCUAGAUGAAUUAGGCGAAAAGAUGAGACUCGCUGGUUAUAUGCCUAACACUGACUAUGUUCUGCAAGAUGUGGAUCAAGAGGAGAAAGAACAGGUUCUCUGUAGCCAUAGCGAGAAGUUAGCAGUUGCUUUCGGCAUACUAAAUCUGAAGGGGGGAUCAUCCAUUCGUGUAUUUAAGAACCUAAGAGUGUGCGGAGACUGUCAUACUGCUAUUAAGUUCAUGUCCAAUAUUGUUGGGCUGCGCAUUACUCUUAGGGACUCCUUGCGGUUUCACCAUUUUAACGACGGAAAUUGCUCCUGUCGAGAUUUUUGGUAAUGAAUAUAGUUACUGCUAUGAACGGAUCUCUUAAAAGAAGACGAGAAGCAGACCUGUAGCGUUUUGCCAAACGUGCUUCUUUUCGUAAUACUAAGAAUAAUUGUGGUACCCAAUCAUUCCCUACCCAACAAGUUCUGAGCAAUAUCACUAUUUUCAUAGAGGGUAUUGAAGCGUGAGGACUUGUGGCCACAAUAAUAGCUAAAGAGGUGUAAUAACCACAAAUCAAGGUAGCUCCGUAUCCUGUUUCUCUUUCUGCACAGCAAAAUCAACCACCUGGUAAAGUCACAACCUCAUCAUCUUCAAUAGUUCAGUUUACUCAUGAUUCCUGCAAAGCAAUUCAGGAGGCUGAAUUAACAGAAGGGUUAUGUUCAAACUCUGAAAGUCAUUGCUUGGACUUCCCCUCCUUAUCCUUAUGCUGUCAUAAAUUGUGAUGCUUCUUUCAAGUUAAAAUCUAAAGAUAGUGGCAUGGGUCUAAUCUCUAGAGAUUUUGCAGGUGCACAUCAAUCCUCGAGAUGUAUCUACAAGCAUGGACAUCUAAACGCUGUGGAGGCUUUGUGAUGCAGUUUGGAUACAGUUUGAUACAGUACCCAAGGCUUGAGACAGAUUUACAAACACUCAAGGCUUGAGACAGAUUCAAAAACUGUUGCGGCUGCCAUUAAUGGAGUACACACUUGCUUGGCUUGGCAAAAUUAGAGAAUCAUUGAGGAUAUUAGACGCCGUUCAAGUAACCUUAUUAGCUGGAACUGUCGGCAGUUAGUAGAUAUUGCAAUAAGGCAGUUAGUAGAGAUUGCAAUAAACCAACUGAUGCUUUCGCAAAAUAUGCUAGGAAGCUUAAAAUUUCUAAAAUUUGGCAGCAGUCUGUUCCAAACUUUAUCUCCCUUUAUCUCCCACCAUGUUUUGGAAGAGAUGAACAUUGACUCCUGUUUAAGAUUAAAUGUUAUUUGCAAAUUCUUGCAAAUGAAGCAGCAGCCACCUGUUAAUAUUGCAAUCUUUUGUAAUGGGAAGCAGCAGCCACCUGUAAUAUUGCAAUCUUUUGUAAUGGGAAGCUUGUCUGAAGCCACCCGAACACUUUUUUUCUUCUUUCUUUUUUGCACAUACAGCAG
Papaver somniferum (opium poppy) is the source of this 3257-nucleotide messenger RNA. Its product is annotated as pentatricopeptide repeat-containing protein At1g20230-like. The record is from RefSeq and is a predicted model, not a curated record. The transcript is spliced from 2 exons. Gene Ontology annotation, biological process: RNA modification. Gene Ontology annotation, molecular function: RNA binding; zinc ion binding; protein binding. Lineage: Eukaryota; Viridiplantae; Streptophyta; Magnoliopsida; Ranunculales; Papaveraceae. The coding region runs from base 112 to 2154 and encodes 680 amino acids.